AUGAAUAGUGAGAAUACAGUUGUUUAUGUGAAGGUUAAAGGGAAGAGACCAGAAGGAUUUGUAGAUCCUCCAAAAUUUGAGUGGAAUGGUGCAAAGGAGCGCCAACUUUGGGCAAUGGUAUCAAAUUUGAAUUAUUCCCAAGAUCAAGUAGAUUGGCAAAAUCUAUCCGAAAUCCUUGAAACGCCAGAGUUUUUUUUAAAAAAGAGAACAUACAAACUAUUUGCCAACCAUCUAGAGCUCCUACAAUUACAAUUAGAGAAAAAAAGAGAUCUUGAGAAGUUGUCAAAUGUGCGAGUAAAUGAAGGGAUGUUUGGUAUGCUACAUAAAUACAUCCCUAACCUACAGAAUGAUAAUAUAUUGGCAGAACCUGAAAGCCUGUUAGCAACGGACAGGGGGAAUUCCGAAGAAGUUGAAGUAGAAGUCACAAAUGAAGCGUUACAGCAUUUACAAACUUCUAAAGUUUUGAAUAUUCACAAGACAAAAGUAAAUAAUGGCAAUAAAGUAGAUAUGAACUUGACAGAUAAUGGUGUUGACGAAGAACCUGAAUAUAAUAGUUCAGAUGACGACUUAUCAUCGAGUUUAAGCGUCAGUAAAUCUGCGUUAGAAGAAGCACUAAUGGAUAGGCUACAAUUCUGA
Molecule: messenger RNA, 636 nt
Organism: Saccharomyces mikatae IFO 1815
Lineage: Eukaryota; Fungi; Ascomycota; Saccharomycetes; Saccharomycetales; Saccharomycetaceae
Gene: ATG29
Product: Atg29p
Exons: 1
Coding region: 1-636 (211 amino acids)
Biological process (GO): autophagosome assembly
Cellular component (GO): phagophore assembly site
Source: RefSeq, a predicted model, not a curated record